AUGGUCCCACCACAAUCAUCCACCAAAGCAGCCCUCAAAGCCGCCAAAGCUGCCCUCGACGCCCAACAAUGGGACGCCGCCAUCACGCACGCCUCCAGCGUCCUCGAGACCGAGUCGGACCCGCAGAAGACGUACUUCGCCCGCCUCUUCCUCGGGCGCGCGCUCGACAAGCAAGGCAAGCCGGACGACGCGGCGAAGGCGUACGAGGAAGCCGCGUCGACGAAGCCGGACGACGACCAGGCGUGGCUGGGGCUGCGGGGGGUGUACGAGGCGCGGGGCGGGGAGAGGGUGGACGAGUACAUCCGGGUGGGGGAGCGGCUGGCGGGCAUCUACGCGGGGCUGGACGACGCGCACAGGGCGCAGGUCGCGGUGGACAAGGUGGUGGAUCUGGCGCGGGCCAAGGGGUCGCGCGCGCAGUACAGGCGCGCGCUCGAGGUGUAUCUGCCGACGAGCGAGCAUUACGGGUUCUUGGAGGGGAGGGUGCCGCAUCCGAGCGCGACGUAUACGCGCAUCGUGGAGAUUGUCGAGCAGGAGGAGAAGGAGAAGAUCAACAGAGAGAUUGGCGAGAGGAGGACGCGGCUCGGCGCGCGCAUCGGCCAGGUCACGACCGAGGUCAAGAGGGAGGUGUAUGAGGCUAGUCGGCUUGAGGAGCUGUAUCAGGCCGUUGUGGACUGGACGCAGGAUGAUGAGGUGAGGAGAUCGUAUGAGGAGAAGCUGCUGCAGCGCGCGUUCGAUACGCUGGCGGUACUGCCUGCGGCGAAGAAAGCGGAGAAGAGGGAGCAGGUGCUCAAGCUCGCGCAUGGCAUGGUUAUCAUCAAGCAUCCGUUUGCGCUGGCGUGGCGGCUAGAGCUGGAGUGGACGGAUGUGGAGAGCCUGCUGGAAUUUGAUGCGAAUGUCGUGCGGGAGUUUAUCGAGUUCUUCCCGGAUGAUGGGCUGGCGAAGAUGCUGAAGGGAUAUCUCGUCAGCGAGAUCGCGCCGUUCCCCUUGAAGCUGCCGCAGGAACCGAAGGAUGGGGAGGAUGAGAGUAAAGAAGAGAAAGAGGUGCCAUUGAGCCAGGAGGAUAGGCUGCUGCUAAUGACCGAAGGUCUCGAUGAUGCGAAGCAAUCUCCUCUCGCUCACCGAUUGAUGGGCGAAUACUACCUCCACUUGGAGGAAUUUGAAAGCUCUGUCGAGAUCGCCAAGAAAGGUCUGAAGCUUGUCGUGUCUGAGGCACAGAAGAGUGGACUGGAAUUUCAGAACAACAAGGAUGCUAUCAAUAGCACUCUUGCUACAUCGCUUAUCCAGUACCAGUCCCCUAAGAACCACCCAGAAGCGAAGUCUAUCUUCCAUGAGAUCCUUCAGCGCAAGGCCACUUUCACCCCAGCUCUUAUCGGAGUUGGUCUCAUUCUCGAAGAAGAGGAAGAGUUCGCAGAGGCGAUCGACUUCUUGAGCAGGGCCUUGGCGCGCGAUGCGGAAAAUGCCCGGAUAGGGGCUGAGACGGCUUGGUGUAAGGCUCUCAAUGGCGAUCACACCACUGCUCUUGGCGAGCUCGAGACGUAUGUCGAGAAGAUGAAGACCACAGAUCUUAGAUCCCGGGAUUUGAGAGCACAAACUUUGUACCGCAUCGGUAUCUGCAUCUGGGAGAUCGAUCCCACACGACAGGCUCGAAAAGACAGGACAGGAGCAUACGCCAGCUUCUUGCAGGCCAUCAAGACAAACCCGAGCCUUGCUCCUGCAUACACUAGUUUAGGCAUCUACUACCAGGACUAUGCCCGAGACAAGAGACGUGCAAGGCAAUGCUUCCAGAAAGCGUUUGAAUUAUCUGCGUCGGAGCUGGAGGCUGCCGAGCGCCUUGCCCGUUCAUUCGCUGACCAGGGUGACUGGGAUAUUGUCGAGGUCGUCGCCGAGCGCGCCAUCGAGUCCGGCAAAUGCCGUCCUGCCCCCGGAUCCAAGAAGAAGAAGGGGGUGAGCUGGCCUUUCUCGGCAAUGGGAAUUGUGCAGAUGAACAAACAGGAGUACAGCAAGAGCGUAUAUUCCUUCCUCUCGGCUUUACGCAUCAGUCCGGAUGACUACAACUCUUACGUCGGCCUGGGCGAGAGCUACCACAACUCCGGCAGGUACAACUCGGCGCUCAGAACCUUCAAUUAUGCCGAAAACCCGACGGACGGAGUACAGAUGAAGAAGCCAGCCGAGAACUGGUUUACGAAGUACAUGCUUGCGAACGUCAACCGCGAACUCGGCCAGUAUGAAGAGGCCAUCGAUGGCUACAAGCAAGUGUUGGAGUCGAGACAAAAUGAAUUCGGCGUUCAAAUUGCGCUGCUUCAGACGCUUGUUGAGAGAGGCUGGCGAUAUAUCGAGACCAGUUUCUUCGGCAAGGCGGCGGAUAGCGCCUUGGAAGCCCUUACCGUUGCGAAGACGGUGGCGGAGUAUAAGCCCGAGGCCUUCAAUCUGUGGAAGGCAGUGGGUGAUGCUUGCUCAAUCUUCACGUGGGUUCAGAGCAGGAUCAAGGACUUGCCUCUUGAGACGGUGAAGAGCUUGCUGGAGACGGGCAUCGAAGCUAAAGAGUUCGACAUGUUUUCCGAUGACGAUGGGAUCGGACAGGAACAGCUUGCGUCCUUAUCCGGGGAGUCAGAAAAGGGAACAUCGACUGCUCGCAAGUGCCUCGAUGCAGCCAUCCUCGCCCAGAAGCGGGCGAUCUAUGCCUGCGCUCACGACAUCCACGCUCAAGCGGUUGCAUGGUACAACCUUGGCUGGACGGAGUAUAGAGCGUAUGUGUGCUGUGAGCAGGACGUUGAUCCAGCUGCGCAAAGCAAAAAGAGCCUGAAGCUUCUCAAGGCGGCGAUGAGAUGCUUUAAGAGAGCGAUCGAGCUCGAGGCUGGCAACGCUGAGUUCUGGAACGCCCUCGGAAUUGUCACCACACAACUCAAUCCCAAGGUCGCUCAACACUCGUUCGUCCGCAGCCUCCAUCUGAACGAGCGUAACGCAAAGGUUUGGGUGAACCUCGGGACGUUGUAUCUCUUGGAGAACGACUACGAGCUUGCCCACACGACCUUUGCCCGUGCUCAAUCCACAGAUCCGGAUUACCCGCAAGCUUGGCUGGGUGAAGGCCUCAUCGCCCUGCUAUGGGGAGAUGCCAAGGAAGCAUUGUCUCAUUUCACUCAUGCAUUUGAAAUCAGUGACGCUUCUUCUCUUGUUGUCAAGAGGCAGUACGCAGUCUCUACCUUCGACCAUCUCCUUUCUUCGCCCUCAGCCUCGAGCGACAUCACGAAGCUCAUUCAGCCUCUCUUCGCUCUCCAACAGCUCUACUCGCAAAAAUCAACAGACAUCCCUCACCGCCACCUUGCAUCACUCUACCUCGAACGGGUCGGCAAUUACGACACGGCCAUCUCUGCGCUCGAGGAGAUCUGCGCCGCCGCCGAAGCGGAUUUCGAGGUUUCGGAGUCGCCACAGGCCCUCUCCCGCUUCGCACAAGCCAAGACUGACCUCGCCCGCAACCGUCUCGCGGCAUCCGACUUCGCGGCGGCCGCCGAAGACGCCGAGACAGCGCUGGAUUUGACGGCCGAGGAGGAAGGCACAGGGCUGAGCGCCGACGCGCGGCGCAAGGUCCGGCUGGGCGCACGCCUGACGGCCGGGCUGGCGCAGUACAAGCUCAACGCCAUGGACGCGGCCAUCGACCACUUCCGCACCGCGCUGCAGGAGAGCGGCUCGGCGCCGGACGUGGUGUGCUCGCUCGCGGAAGUGCUGUGGGCCAAGGGCGGCGCCGACGAGAAGAGCGUCGCGCGCGACCAGCUCUUCGAAUGCGUCGGCGAGCACCCCGACCACGUCGGCGCCGUCGUCCUGCUCGGCGCCAUGGCGAGCCUGGACGAAGACGCGGACACGAUGGACGCGGUCAGGGACGACCUGCAGGCCCUGCGCACGAGACCCGGCCUCGACACCCAUCAGCUCAGGCGCAUCGAGAAGGUCUUGGACGCCAUUGCCGAGCUGUCGUCCGGGUCGGAGGAGCAGGAGGUGGUGGAUGCCGUGAGGACGGAGGUCCAAACCAGCAUCAUGCUCGCGCCGCACCUGCCUCACGGCUGGACGCAGCUCGCCGGCCUCGUUGCGGAUGGCGCGGAGCAGGCGGCGGAUGCGGAGGAGCACGUCGCGUACCCGGCGCAGAUGGCCCUCGUCACGGCGAAGAGGGCCGUCCCGCCGAACGGCCCGCUGCAGGCGGAGGGGUUGGCCGCCGCGUUUGCGGGUGUGGGGACCGUCGCGGAUGCGCAGAGGGCGGUCAUGUGUGCGCCGUGGAGGGCGGAGGCGUGGGGGGCGUUGGCGGAUGUUGUUGGAUAG
Diplodia corticola is the source of this 4305-nucleotide messenger RNA. RefSeq names its product translation repressor antiviral protein ski3. The transcript has a single exon. The coding region runs from base 1 to 4305 and encodes 1434 amino acids. The record is from RefSeq and is a predicted model, not a curated record. Lineage: Eukaryota; Fungi; Ascomycota; Dothideomycetes; Botryosphaeriales; Botryosphaeriaceae. Gene Ontology annotation, molecular function: protein binding. Gene Ontology annotation, cellular component: Ski complex.